ACUAAAAUUUGGCAACAAAACAUACUGGCACGGGGGUGACCUACGGGCGAAGACGUCUGCUCGUUAUUUCGAUCUCGAAGAAACACGAGCAUUCUCCGGCUGUUAUUGGUAUUUAUUUAGUAAUUAAGGAUGAUCACGAUUAGUUCUUUACGAUAUUUGUCGAGAGUGUUUGAAAAGCCACCGACACUGUUAUGUAAUUUACUAGUAAGUUCCACUUCCAGGUGUGCAUUUUUUCAUAAAUCGAAACUUCUGACCAACAAUUUCAAAAUCGAAAUAAAAAUGCCAUCUCUCUCUCCAACAAUGACUGAAGGAACCAUCGUGAAAUGGUUGAAAAAAGAAGGAGACUCCAUCGAACCUGGCGAUGUCUUAUGCGAAAUACAGACUGAUAAAGCUGUCGUUGGUCUGGAAACAGAAGAGGAAGGAGUUUUAGAAAAAAUUAUUAUCCCCGAAAAUACACAAAACAUUCAACUCGGGGAGAUAAUAGCCAUUAUUUUGGGUGAAGGACAAUUGGAUGAAAAACCUUCUGUAGACUGUGUCUCCCAGAGCCCCACCAAUGUCUCCCAGAGUUCCACCAAAGUCUCAAAGAGUUCCACCAAUGAGCUGCUAGGCCCCUCGGUUAAAAAGUUAUUGCAUGAAUUUGAUAUAACACGCACUGAUAUUCCCAGUUCUGGUCCGAAGAAUAAUCUUCUUAAAGGUGAUGUGCUUAAAUUUAUCAAACUCCGUAAUCUUAAACCUUUGAAAUUAGAACAGAAACCCAAAAAGGCAGUCGUGAGUUCUAAAACCAAAGAGACUUUCGUGGAUGUCCCUAUUUCGUCGACUGAAAUGGAGAGUGCCCACCAACUCGUCCAGUCAAAGAUGUCGAUGCCCCACGGGUACAUGAGCGUAGAUUGCACACUCGACCACACUCUGAACUAUAUGAAAGACGUGUCUUUAAAUGAGUUGAUUAUAAAAUGUGCCCUCACCUCCCUGAAGAGAGUCCCUAAAAUGAACUCUGUGCGUAGCAAUAAUGGGCAGCUGCAAUUCUCAGACUGUGUUAAUAUUUCAAUGACUCAUUUUAAUGACGGCAAAUGCGAAACUGCAUUCAUCGAGAACGCGGGUGGCCUGUCAUCUAUUUCUGAAGGACAGCAGUCUUCAAAGAGUGCAUUUAGAAUUUCUAAUCUCAGUGCCCUCGGUAUAACCGACUUCGUGGAGGUAAUUUCGCCGAGUAACGUCGCAGUGUUGGCCGUCGGUGGCGUCCGGUCGGUUUUCGAAGAAGGUUCGUCGGUGAGAAAGAUGCGAGUGACGUUAUCCUUUGAUAACUGUGUUGUGGAAGAGACUGAAGCUGGUGAAUUUUUGGAGACUUUUAGAAAUUGUUUAGAAAAUCCUCUUAUACUUAUGUGUUAAAGUUAGUUGGAAAAAAUAUAUAUAUAAUAUAAUCAGAGCUCAUUCUGGGCAGAAAAAAGAGGCAUUAUUAUUCUAAAAAGACAAUAAUUUCUUUCUAUGGGCUUUACACGCUCUAUUAAAUAACAUUGUAAAUUAGUAAAAGAAUUUUUUUUUUACUUUACUAAAAGUAGCAAAGCAAUCAUAUUAAUUACUAAUUUUUAUUAAUGAAUGAACAUAUAUAUCGAGUUAAUGAGCUAAUUAGCUUAGUAAUUCAUUUAAAAUGCAUGCAUAUAUUAAUAAAUGUAUGUUUUUGAGUGUCUGUAGUUAUGAAUAAAUAAUUAAAAUGAUUAAUAAUAAUUAUGAUUUAAUGAUAGUGGAAGUAACUGCAAACUUUCAAAGACAAGUGCAACAAGGGGGUGUGAUGGCUAUUUUUCCUUUCCCAUAUAAAUCUACGUAUUGACAGCAAUGACAAACUAAGUAAAAAGAGUUGAAAAUAACAAAAGUUUAAGAAAUCCAUUGUAGAGUUUGGGGAAAAAAUAAAGAAGGGUUGAGGAAAGAAAGGGAAAAAAGGGUAUGGAGUCUAUUACAUCAGGGCACUAAUUUACUUUCGGGGCAACAGGAUAGAUUCUUUUGACUAAAAGGGCAGCAGGGUGCUGCACCCUGUUUAUCCUGCCUAAAAUGAGCUCUGAUAUAAUCAAUUUAAAAGAAUUCCCUUUUUUAAAAAAAAUGAAGCACUUUUAUUUUGCAAGUAUCAAUUUCAUAUGAUCUCCUCCCUCAGGGUGCGUAGCGUUUUUAAAAAGUGCUUAUUUUCUUUUUUUAAAAGUUCUUAAUUUUCCCUUUUCCAAGUUUAGAUUUUUCCUUUACCAUGUUGAUUUUUGCUAUGAAUUAGGCAGAAAGACAUUGUUCUAUUCAAAAUUUUUACAAUUACUUCAACCCUAAUCUAUUUCGGCACAUCGUCAGACUGUAGCAUAUGAAAACGACAUUCUAUUUACAUUAUUCAAAAAUCUUGACAAUUGUCAGAAACAACGGCAAAAGAAUUUUUUUUUGACAUGACUGUUAAAACAAGAUAAAACCAUCAACUGUUUUAAAGUGCUUAAAAAUAUUAUUUGAGUGCUUAAAAGGUGCUUAUUUUUUGUUAAUUAAUUUGGCUACGCACCCUGUCCCUUGUUCAUCUUUUUCAAUAAUGUAACUUAUUCUUUAGAUAUUGUGCUGAAUUUCGUUUCUGGAAUCGGCUGGACUUUGGCAAAUGUAGGAAAUAGAUUCUGUGACUUUCAGCCGAAUAAAAAUCAAAACUUUACGUUCAAAAAUGAACUAAUAUCCUGGGAAUGCAUUUCGUUUUUCUUAACGGCUCUUGUCUUUUCAUUUCAAGUAUUCUUUAAAUGUGCUUAUUAAAGUAGUUUGAAUAUCUUAAAUACAGGGAUAAAAAAAAAAAAGAUUUUGUUACUGAUUAAAAACAAGAUGUUUUGAUUGUUAAAAUGUGUCUGGAAAAUUUUGAAGAAACAGACGUCAGAUGUAGAAUUUUGUACUGUAUCUAGUAUAUUAAAAUUUAUAAGUAAACUAAUUAGGGUUUCACCAGAAAUAGUCUAAUUCUCUGUGUAUUCUGACAUUUAUAUUUUUCAAUAUCUAACUUGUGGAAUUAGGAAAUAUUGAUUAAAACAAUAAUGAUUAUGAAUUUUUGUAUUUUUAGGUAAUUUCCAUAAUUGUUGUUGUUUCUAAUGCCACUUGCCACACGGGCAAGCCUGCUUGGUGAAACCAAGCAAAUUUAAGGCAGAGUGUGUGUUUCUUGUUUUUCAGUGGCGCCAUCUAUGGCCAAGAAUUCGACUUCUGCCACACCAUAUGUCGCACCCAUUUAUAGGGUAGACCCAUUCAUUCCUCCACAGAUCAUCAUUUUGACCAAAUCAGAGAACGAUCGAUCUCCAAUCCAGUACCCCCAGAGGUUUUGAUUUGUUAUGGGAACAUGGAGGACUUUUGCGAAUCAACAGAUUUAGCGUGCAUCAGUCACUUUUACUACACAGGAAGUCUUCGACCGGCGGGGUUCAAACUCUCGGACAUGGACCCAGCACUCUAUCAACCAGGCUAUCCCGGCCCUCAUUUUCCAUUAUGACAACUGUUAUUGCUUGUAACAGAGUAUUCGCAUUCCUGGGAAAUCUGUGAUUUUGACUUUUAACGAAAUUUGUCGCGAGUUUCAAUUAAGAAUGCUAAAAAAAAUCGUGGAAGCACCCAAUUCGUCAUGGAUUUUGGGUAUUAUUGCUCUUAAUCCUGUUGCGUGAUAUGAAAAUCAUAAAUCGUGAUUUAAAAAAUGUCACGAUCACACAUGUCACAAUCCUUAUUCGUGCAAUAUUAAAAAUUAACCAAUGUAAUAAGUAUUAGUGUGAUUUAAAUAUAGCAGUGUGUAAUCUUUAUUUGUGGGAUUUUAAAAAAAAUCACUCAUUACGAUCUGAUUUAAAGGAUAAGCAUAAUUUUUUUUUAGUCACAAUAUUUAAAAAUAACAUGACAAGAUUUAUAUUUGCUCGAUUUAAAUAUGAAAUAUUGCGAUUCGUAUUUGCGCAAAUUAAAAAGUUGCUCCUUGUGAUGCGAUUUAAAAACCAUGCAUUGUAAUUCAUAUUCACAUGAUUAAAAAAAUCAAGUGUGAACAUAAAAUAUUUAAAACUUUUAACAAUGUUAGUUUUGGUUUAAAAAAUCUAAGUAAUAUUUUUUUUUCUGUUAAAGAUUUGACAUGUAUUUUUUUAAUUUCAUUUGAUAUAUUAUGAUAAGAAAUUAAAAUGUUUUUAUUUAAUAUUUUCAUAAUUAUCAUCUAUUUGAUAAUAUUGAAUUUAAUACAAAGUCAAAUGAAUUGUGUUUGAAGUUGGAUUCUUACAUGUUUCUUCUUCAUUUCAUAUCUAUUUACAAGACAGUAAAUUAUUAAAAAUAUAUGUCACACUGAAAUGUCCCCUUCAACUAGUUUUCUUCCCUUCUAUGACAUAUUCGUUAAGAAGUAAACCAAAUAUCAUUUCAUUAUUAUGUAUAAUUGACAAAUAAAUAAAAUUUUCUUAGAAUGUA
This is a messenger RNA of Parasteatoda tepidariorum (common house spider), 4401 nucleotides long. Its product is annotated as pyruvate dehydrogenase protein X component. Lineage: Eukaryota; Metazoa; Arthropoda; Arachnida; Araneae; Theridiidae. The record is from RefSeq and is a predicted model, not a curated record.